GUCCCUGGGACAUUUGAUAACGCUGCAGCGCGUGAGGGGAAGGACUUGGAAGACUGGCAGAAAGGACUCUCCAAGAAAGUGAUAAAGGGGCAUUACGAAUCCUUAACCGUGUCGGGCAAAGACUAUCCUGUUCCCAAAAGCCAUAUCCAGGCCAGAGAUGCGCUGCAUGUCAAGGAUCAGCAGGAUUUUGAGGAAAGGGAGAUUCCCACAAGUCUUAGCGCAGACUGCGGUAAAAGCUUCGGUCGCUACGGAGACUUGAUUCGCCACCAGAGAACUCACACAGGGGAGAGGCCUUACAAGUGUACGGAAUGUGAAAAAAGUUUUAUGGAAAAACCGAGACUCACUAAUCACUUGCGAACUCAUAACAUAUACAUGUAA
Pelecanus crispus (Dalmatian pelican) is the source of this 378-nucleotide messenger RNA. The record is from RefSeq and is a predicted model, not a curated record. NCBI's taxonomy places the organism in Eukaryota, Metazoa, Chordata, Aves, Pelecaniformes, Pelecanidae.